Messenger RNA from Bufo bufo (common toad), 1855 nucleotides. RefSeq names its product tRNA methyltransferase 10A (gene TRMT10A). Gene Ontology annotation, molecular function: tRNA binding. Gene Ontology annotation, cellular component: nucleus; cytosol; nucleoplasm. The record is from RefSeq and is a predicted model, not a curated record. The transcript is spliced from 8 exons. Lineage: Eukaryota; Metazoa; Chordata; Amphibia; Anura; Bufonidae. Gene Ontology annotation, biological process: tRNA N1-guanine methylation. The coding region runs from base 98 to 1108 and encodes 336 amino acids.
UGACGUCAGAGGUGCGACGGAGAUACUGUGUUCCUGUCCGCACGUUGCAUGCAGCAGCCGGUGUGUGUGAAGGUUUGCAUGGAACAUUUACCUCACAAUGGACACCGAGCCUGCAGUUCUCACCUCGGAGAGCAGUAAAUCUGCCAUACAGUCCGCAAAUGCUGGUGAUCGCCUGGCCCCUGCCGAUCCAGAAUGUGCCAGGACACAGAAUGGAUCUCCUGUGGAUGGCUGUGAAGGAUCCGAGGUCAUGUCAAAGAGGCAAAUGAAGAAACUGAUCAGACAAAGGCAAUGGGAAGACCAGCGAGAGCUCCGAAAGCAGAAGCGAAAAGAGAAAAGGCAAAAAAGAAAACUGGUGCGCCAGGCGCAAGUAGCGCAAAGUAUAGAAGACAAUCCCAAUAAAAGAGUGCGCAGAGAGAUCCAGCCCAGUAAAGUGCGUCUUGUAAUUGAUUGCAGCUUUGAUGAAUUAAUGGCAUUGAGGGAUGUGAAAAAGUUAAACAAACAGAUACGGAGGUGCUAUGCUGAAAAUCGUAGGGCAGUUCAUCCUGUCCAGCUUUAUCUAACAAGCCAUGGUGGACAACUGAAAAGUAACAUGGAUGAAUAUGACAAAGGAUGGAUCAAUUGGAAGGAUAUUCAUAUUAAGUCUGAACAUUACAAAGAUCUAAUGAAGCCUGAGGACCUGGUGUACCUUACAUCGGAUUCUUCUGAUGUGCUCCAUGAGAUAGAUGAAAGCAAAGCAUACAUUAUUGGCGGCUUAGUAGAUCAUAACCAUCAUAAGGGUAUUACCUAUAAACAAGCUUUGGAACUUGGGAUCAACCACGCUCAGCUUCCUCUGGGGAGUUUUGUGAAAAUGAAUACUAGGAAAGUUCUAGCUGUAAACCAUGUGUUUGAGAUAAUACUCGCUUUCUUGGAGAAACAAGACUGGAAGGAGGCCUUCUUCUCUGUUCUACCUCAGCGUAAAGGAGCAGUGCCUAUUGAUGAGACAGCUGAAGCUUCUGCAGAUAAUUCAUCUACUCGGGAAGAUGGGGAAGAAUGUGAAAGUGAUUCUGAGUCUGAAGAUGACACAGCACAGACAGAGUCCAAAGACAAUGAAGUUAACAAUGACAGUUGACAUCUUGUGAAUUAGUAUUUUUCUCCCCAGAAUGUAUAUACCUGUGUUUUUCAGGAAAACAAGUUUUCUUAUAGUUCCCUGCAACCAUAUACUUUUUUAAAUAAUCAUAUCUUUCAAGUAGGAAAGGAUCUUUAAUGUUAUAGGACAGCUUUCUCAGGUCUUUCUGAUAGAGAAUGUGCCGUCAGGUUGAUUUAUUUUUAUUUAAAGGGGUUGUCCAAUAUUAGACAAACAUGGCUGCUUUCUUCCAAAAACACCACACCUGUCCAUGAGUUGUCUGGUAUUGCAGGUCACCUCCACUGAAGUGAAUGGGGCUGAGCUUCAAUACUACACACAACCUGUGGACAGCUGUGUUUUUAGAAGAGAGCAGCCAUGUUUUCUAAUCCUGGACAACCCCUUUAAGACUUGGAUGUUCAAUAAACCAAACAAAACAAUCUAUACAGUAAUAGACGUGAUACAGUCAUCUUACUUGUCACCUUUGUUGUAGGGCUAGAGCUACACUGCGGCUUCACAACCAACAAUAAUUGUGUCACAAUGCUAUAUUACAUCAUAAUGAAAAUGAAUAGGGUCAGUUUAAACCAGGUGUUGACCCACCUGCUGCAUUUGUACCAACUUGUAGGUCACAACGCAACCACAUUCACUUUCAGUAUAUUGCAAUGUAGAAUUGCAGGAACAGUAAUCUUUGGCCAUGCGCCUCGCAGCCAAAGUUGCUGUGUAGCGCCACCUUUAAAGGGAGUCUGUCACCAAAAU